AUGAGAUUCCAGAAGUAUCUGAGGAGAAAUGUAUAUGCACCGUAUAAGUACAAUUACCUUGAUUACGAAAAUCUGAGAGAGAAGUUUAGGGAGAAAGAGUUUACUUCGAGCGAUGAAGACGAGUUCGUCAAGGACCUAGAUUCCAACAUAAAGAGAGUUUUUGGGUUUGUUGAAUCCAAGCAUUCCGAAUUUGUACAAAGGCUGAAGACACUAGAGAAAAAAUCACAUAGAGAGGCAAAGACCAAGAUAAAGGAAAUGGCCGAGGAGAUGCGGCAUUUUGCAGAGUUUAUAAGAAUCAACGUCAUAGGAUUCAAAAAGCUCUUGAAAAGACAUGAUAAGCACACCAAGUACAAACUUCUUCCCUCUUACAAACCGAUGCUAAAAGGGAAGAUUAGAUCUAUCGAGGGUCUUGACGAGUUGAUAUACAAGGCAAGUAAGAUUUCUCUUAAAGUUUCAGAGAUGAAGAAAAGAGAAGUUGAAAGCAACAGCACGUUUAUAAGAAGAACCGACAAGUAUUGGGUCCACAAGGAAAACUUAGUACCUGUGAAGUUUUAUAUUACCCAGCAUCUUCCAAUAUAUGUUUUCACAAAAAACAACGAUGGAAAGAGUCCGUACAGUUCAUGGGACAAGAGUUCGCAUGACUCCUGCAUAUCGUCUGUUUACUUUGAUAACGUAACAUUCGAUCUUUAUAGUGAGAGACUUAAGAAACUGCAUCACUCAGAGGCCAUCAGGAUAAGGUGGUAUACCUCUGAGGACCCGGAAGUGGUGUUUGUCGAAAGGAAGAGACACGAAGAUGGAUGGACUGGAGAGUCAAGCAAGAAGUUAAGAUUUAUGAUAAAAGAAAAAGACGUGCUUAAAUACAUUAAUGGAGAAGAUGUAUGGGAGGAUGUAGAGAAACUGAACAAAAAUGAAGACGUAAGAACAUUGUAUGAAGAAAUACAGUCGUCUAUUAUCAAUAGGGGGUUAAGGCCUGUUGUCAGAACGUUUUACAAAAGGAGUGCGUUUCAGCUUCCAAAUGACUCCAGUGUCAGAGUCAGCCUUGAUACAGACUUAUGUAUGAUAAAAGAAUGUAGUGAUGGUGAAAUAGCCGAUCCAACCGGUCCAAUCCGAAAAUGGAGAAGAAGUGAUGUGGGAUGCGACUUUCCCUUUAGAAAUGUCCCAAAGAAUGAGAUAGUUCGCUUUCCUCAUGCAAUACUCGAGAUCAAAACACAAAGUUUUGACGAGACAAAUCCUAAGUGGAUUGAAGAGCUUAUCAAUGGCCCAUUAGUGGAGCAUGUGCACAAGUUUUCCAAGUAUCUCCAUGGUUGUGCAGUCUUGUAUCCAUUUAUCCAGGAUAUUCCUUAUUGGCUUCCUCAAGUAACUGUAGACAUAAGGAAGGAUCCAUUUCAGCCAGAUGUGGACAAGAAGUCUUUUAAGGAUACGGUUCUAGUCGAUAUUCCUGCAGAAAGUGAUCCCAGCAACAGUGAAAAGCUAAGUCCUAUAGAAGUACAUGGAAAAAGAAUAUCGAUUCCUGUCCGUGUUGAGCCGAAGGUAUUUUUUGCUAACGAAAGAACGUUUCUGUCUUGGGUCCAAUUUGCCAUCUUCUUAGGAGGUAUAGGAAGUGCUUUAUUGGGCCUUGGGGAUGAGAAGGCUAGUCUCUCUGGUUUGAUUCUGGUCAUUGUAGCAAUAAUCUUCUCCUUCUAUUCUUUGUACCUUUAUCUAUGGAGGGCCAAAAUGAUAAGAAUGAGGGAUCCAGGACCAUACGACGAUAUAUAUGGCCCUGCUGUUCUUGUCUGUGUGUUUUUAGUUGCUAUGGGACUCUCAGUUUUCUUUAAGUUUCCACUAAAGAGAGUCUGA
This is a messenger RNA of Encephalitozoon intestinalis ATCC 50506, 1836 nucleotides long. RefSeq names its product putative polyphosphate synthetase Vtc4. The record is from RefSeq and is a predicted model, not a curated record. The transcript has a single exon. The coding region runs from base 1 to 1836 and encodes 611 amino acids. NCBI's taxonomy places the organism in Eukaryota, Fungi, Microsporidia, Unikaryonidae.